AUGACGAAAAGGUUGAGAGAUGAAUGGGCGAUCGAAUCGUCAAUAUUGUCUAAAAAACGCAAAUCGGAGAAUUUUUCCACGCAAAAGGAGGAUACGGAUAACGACAGCGACAGUGCCUAUGAGGCUGCGGAAGAGAAAGAUUCUGAAAGAAAGUUUUUUAAUGUGGCAAUCAAUGAAAAUUCGAAUGGCGUAAACGGCACCAAUUCACCGAACGCGGUUAACAACAUAGAAAUAAAGCACACGAAUUCGUCGUCUUUGAAAUCUGAGUGCGCUGAAUCUCCUGAAAAAUCGCAACUUCCACCCUCGAUAAUCGAUGGUCUUAAAAAGAUGGAGAAGAAUGAAAUUACAUCCCGAGAGGAACAAUCAAACAAAGUUCGUUUGGAAGCUCUGAAGCAACGCGCAUUAGAGAAAAAAGUUAGAAUGGAGAGGAUAACACAGGCAUUAAGAAAUGACUGCCAAUUGACCAAGUCGAAAGGUCGUUUAUUGUUUUCUGAUAAUGAAGACUCGGCAAUCGAUAAAUCACCAGGGAAAUUCAAUUUGUUUGAUUCAGAUUCCGAGGAACGAGAAGAACGAUCUAUGGAUAUAACAAUAAAUCCUAUAUUCGAGGGUUCUUCGGGUCGUGAACGGUUGAAUACUCAAAAAAGAUUUCACGGAGACCAUCGGUUCAAAUUGACCGAAGAUUUCGUAAGCGACGAUGACACUAAUGAAAAAAAUGCUCCUGUCGGUCACACCGAUCUUGAUAACGAAAUAACAAAGUUUUUGGAAGAAGAAAAGUCUAAAAGAUUAGGGAUUCUUAAUGAGCUUCUUGGUGGUGAUUCGAAAUUCGAACAACAAAAAAGGAAAUCAAAAGAAUGGAAAGAGAUGGUUCAUUUCGAUCCUGAUAUGCCAGAAGCAAAAUCGUUAGAAAUCCCGAGAAAUGAAGGUUUAUCGGAAGUUACGUUCGAGUCUAAAUUAUCAUCGACACAGCCUUUACCGAUAGUUUCAAAGGAAGUAAAAAUUGAAAUAAAUGCAGAUUUAAAAGGAAUUUUUGCACCUGGGGUGAAAAACUUGACUUCUUUCCCGCUUUUUAGUAUUGAUGGAAAGAAUGAGGAUACGACGGCGGAAAAUCACAAUGUUGACGAAGGAGUCAUGGAAUCCUCAUUGCCAACAUACAUAUUUGAUGAUAGCGAGGAGAUAGUGUCUAGUUGGAAAGAAACCUCACGUGAUAUGACCAUUGAAUACAAGCGCAAGCACAAAUCGGUGUCGCGGAAAUUGCAAAAGAUUAAAAGUAAGAGAAGGUUGGGAUAA
Molecule: messenger RNA, 1287 nt
Organism: Acaulospora colombiana
Lineage: Eukaryota; Fungi; Glomeromycota; Glomeromycetes; Diversisporales; Acaulosporaceae
Source: the annotation of a GenBank genome assembly